Molecule: messenger RNA, 1222 nt
Organism: Zootermopsis nevadensis
Lineage: Eukaryota; Metazoa; Arthropoda; Insecta; Blattodea; Termopsidae
Source: RefSeq, a predicted model, not a curated record
AUGUAUGCAGGAUUUCGGUGAGGGUUGGUCAGAACGUUUCGAGUUCUAAAUAUGAAGAACUCUUUCGAUAUGAAAUAAUUAUGAACCCAAACAUCCUGGGUUUCUUCUGAAAAGUACGGCAAAGGAAAGUUCCUUAUAAACAACAAAAUACGCUCAAAUCCUAGAAUGAAAUUCAAGAUGUGUCAAUGAAUUCAGUCUAGCAAAAUAAAAUUUCCCUUUACGUCCUGCAACAUGUGUGCUUAUAAUGGCACCGCGUUUAGUAGUUCGUACUUAUUUGUGGGAAGUUUAAACGCAGGAAGUGUAGAUUAGCAAUUGACAGUUCGUGUGCGUGUUGUUUGAAGUUACAAUGAUUUCUACCUUCAGAAUUAAUGUGUAAUAGAAUUUAUCCAUUUGUUUGCAAUAAUGACAGAUAUGGACCUUUUUUGUAACAAUAAAAACUGCAGAAAACGUUUAACAACGUGCGCCUGGAUAACAAGCUGUUCACACGCAUUUUGUGAUGAGGAUGCUGACCAGACAUUUUUUAGCACACAGAACAAUAUCCUAUGUCCUGCUUGCAACAGUCAACUUCCAGAGAAGCAUGACAUUGUAAAGGUGGACUUAAAUCCACCUGACAAAUUUAAAUCUAUGGUUCUAGCAGGAUUACGCCCAGAGAUAGUUAUGGAUGUAACAAACCGUGCACUUACAUUUUGGCAUUAUCAAAUGUAUCAGGAGUUACAAUAUCAUAAAGCUAUUAACAAGCGGUCUAGUGAUAAUUUAACCCAGGCUGAGGAAACUUACACUGCUGAAAUUAUGAAACUGAAUGCAGUUUUGCAGAAAGAAAGGAGGAAUAAGGAAGCCUUAGAAAAAGAAGUGGAAAAUCAAUCACGCCAAUUAGGAGAGCUACAGGAUCAAAUUGUACAAAAGAAUCGUCAUCUGCAGAAUCUUAUGGCUUUAAAUAACAAACUUCGGUGCAACACAACCAGCUCUCAACCAAAUGACAGUUAUGAUGUAACCAAACCUAAAAGAAGCAACUACUCCUUAGGGCCAACAACUUUGCAAGACAUAAGGCAUACUUAUGAUGAAGUUAACCAUGAAAAUGCAAGUGGACAACUACAAGCAAGUAAAAGUUUUGUAUUUAACCCAGUGACACCACCUGCAAGACCUGAUGAAAGGAAGAAGACUUUUGUUAAUAAAAAAUAAGAUUUAGUCAUGGAAGACAGAAAUCUAAUUAUUCGUAUGCAAC